AUGUCAGAGCAAAAACGUAUACGGUUAUCAGGAGCUGCAUAUCGAAAACAAAAAUUAAAACGUGAUGAAGAAAUUAAAAAAAACUCUGGUUCCUUUGAAAAAUAUUUGAAAAAAAAUAAUGAAGUUUUAAAUAAUCCAGAAACACAUUCUAAAAUAAAAAUAAUUAAAAACUAUUUGAGGUCUUCUAUGAAUCAAGAAAGGUUAAGUGAUCUUGCUACAAUUUCUAUUGAAAAAGAAGUAAUGGAAAAUCUGGAGUUCAAAAAUGUACUGAUUGAUUUUGCCCAAGAAAAGGCUCGCAAAAUUAAUUUUAUUUAA
Messenger RNA from Macrosiphum euphorbiae (potato aphid), 315 nucleotides. The record is from the annotation of a GenBank genome assembly. Lineage: Eukaryota; Metazoa; Arthropoda; Insecta; Hemiptera; Aphididae.